Molecule: messenger RNA, 1979 nt
Organism: Prorocentrum cordatum
Lineage: Eukaryota; Dinophyceae; Prorocentrales; Prorocentraceae
Source: the annotation of a GenBank genome assembly
AUGCCGGCGGACCCCUUGCCAGAAGUGUUCCCGGUCCAAGAGCUCGAAUACGGCAUGGCGCUCGAGAGCAGUCUGGAGCCUGCGGGCGGCGUGAAGCUCGCGGCCGGCCAGGACCUCGAGGACGGCGUGCAACGCGCGGUCGGGAUGAAGCCCCUUCGACACAGCGCGUCCAGGGCGGCAGGCAGCGUCGGCGAUGGCACGACGUACGGGGGCAGUCUGCGCGCUGAGUGCAAAGGCUUUGGCGGCAGCAAGGAUGUCGGGGGAGACCGCCGUCACGACGGGUGGGGUGGAUUCGACGGCGGGGGCGAGGGCUUCGGUUUGGUCGAUAGCGUCCCCGCCAGCGAGUUCUUCUUCCGUGCGGUCCUCGACGGCCAGCUCGUCGAGUUCCUGGCGCCGUGGCUCGUGGCGAGGCGCACGUCGCUCCUGAAGUCCUUCGAGGAGGUUGUAUUGCGGCCCGCGCAGUGGGUGGCGAGAGUGAUUGAGUGCGUGCUUGCAGCUGCACGGCGUGGCGAAGCGAGCAGCGGCAAGGCUGCUCGGCAGGGCAUCGGACGCGACGACGAAACACUAAGGGGGGCGCACCUGCCCUGCAGCAGCGAGCCCCUCGCGCGGGGCUGCACCGACUGCCUGGGGGGGGCGGUGGACCUGAGCGGCGGGCGGUCGGCCGAGGCCGAGGCGAGCUUCGCCCCCUCCACCGUUCUGCGGGAGGUCCUCAACCUCUUCACGGUGGCGAUCGUCUUCGGCGUGACGUCGCCGAACAAGAUACACUGGGUGGAGGCGCUGAUCCUGCUGUCCGAGUACGUGGCCUACUGCUCCUUCAUGAAGGUCAAUGGCCAGGUAGAGGACUGGAUCAAGGACAAACUGAAGGGCGUCAGGGGCACGCCCACGCCAGCUGUUAUCGAGGUUGCGAAGGAGGCGAAGGACUUGGCGGUCGCAGCGAAGUUGGCGGCUCUGGAGGCGAGCCUCAGCAGCAGCAGCAGCAUGGAUGAUAAAAUCACAAAGCUGCAGGAGUCCGCCAUCACGAAGGAGGAGGCCACCACGAUUGUCGAAAAGCUGAAGAAAGAGUUGGUGGGGAUCUGUAGUACCGGGAACGGGGGGAAACCCCAACAGGGCUACGAGAACACCGAUCACAAAGAUAGUUUGACUGUGGUGAUCGGGAACGUGCCAGAAGCCGAUACUAUUGACAAAGCAAAAGAAUGGAUAAACCAACGCUGUCAGUCAGUAGGUUGGCCUAUCCCGUUCGAGGCGUACCACAAAGGGGAUAUCUACAACAAGAUCGCCUUCGUCAAGUGCCCGUCAGUAUCUUACCGGGACGCGCUCAUCAGAGAAAUCCGCAAAUCCGUGGCAGGCUCAACCGGGCAACCUUGGGCAAACAUAGAUCUUCCGUUUGGGAAGCGUACGGCAGAAAACGCACUGUUCGCAUUUAAGCACAUGCUAGUGGAUUGGGGGUACGGGAAGAAGGAGGUGGAGGUAGACAAGGACAGGCAGAUUCUCCAGGCGGCGGGGAAGACAUUGUCAAGGUUGUGGUGCACGAGUUCUUUUCAAAGUUCGAGUGGUGCAAUGGCGACUGGGAGCAUUGGGAGGCUCUGCGGCAGUCUGCAGAACUUGGUUCACUGACCACCAAGAUCCAGUCCAAGCUCGACAAGGAGAAGGAGCUGACCACCAAAGGGGGCAAGGGGAAGAAGGGCAAGGGGCAGCCCCCCAAAUGACAAACACAGUAUUCUCCAGAGGUUUCACCAGCAGUCGGCCAUACUGCAAUUAUGAACAAUCGUAUGGGAAUUCACUCGUGCACGACUUCUUCCUUAGAUCCGGCAGUCGGAUAUACUUCGUCUCGUAUAUCUUCAACUCUAUUGGGACAACCCGGGAAUCUCCGAGGCGGAGGACACGUUUUCGAGGACAUCGACUGAGAUAGGCUUCCCGCCGCAAGCGGGACCAUCACGACCAGCAUCGCCGGGGACAACGCCUCCAGACGCUGGUACAGG